Molecule: messenger RNA, 7628 nt
Organism: Haplochromis burtoni (Burton's mouthbrooder)
Lineage: Eukaryota; Metazoa; Chordata; Actinopteri; Cichliformes; Cichlidae
Gene: ip6k1
Product: inositol hexakisphosphate kinase 1
Exons: 9
Coding region: 907-2463 (518 amino acids)
Biological process (GO): phosphatidylinositol phosphate biosynthetic process; inositol phosphate biosynthetic process
Cellular component (GO): nucleus; cytoplasm
Molecular function (GO): inositol hexakisphosphate kinase activity
Source: RefSeq, a predicted model, not a curated record
ACCUGAAGAUGGCACUAAGCCGCCAUUGUCACGCAGAUGAACCGUAAAAUCCAAACAGGCUGACGUUAGCCUCCUCCUGGAUGUUUUUCUUCGCCGUUAAAGAGUUUGGCUACAGUAGAGCGACAUUAAUCAACCUCUCCAGUCUCUGAAGCACCUCCAGCGACACCUCUGCGGAGUCUGCUCCCCGUCCACUCGAUGCUCCUGAAGGUGAGUAGCUAUCGUGACAGCUCGGUGCCUCUCUAACCGGAGAGACUGCGUAAUGUUAGCCGCUAGUGUUAGCAUGCACCGCUGCUCAAACGGCAGAGUCAGACCAGUGUUUACCGUCAGAGUCCGACACUCGGAGCAUUAGUUGAAGAAGAGAGGUUUUCCACUGACAUGAAAAUGAAACAACGGGAAGAUUUAUUUUAACUCUAAGCCGUUUGAAAACGAGUCUGGCUGACUUAGCUAGCUAGCAUGUUGUCAGGCUAAGGUCAAGAAGCUGUCCAAUCUGACAGCUAACGCUAACUAACAUGGUACCGAUUCUACAAACGGGAUAUGUAGGAGACAACCACGCCAAUAGCAGGUAACAUCAGCUCCGGUUCUGACCGCUGGAAACGGGGCUGUGUCGCUCACAAGAUUUCCAACAAGAGCAAGUGGUGACCCUGCCUAACUGACACCCUGCUUUCCCUGCCGUCCCCCCAUCUCUGCCCCCCAGCCCCGUGUCCUGAUUGGAUCUCCGUGGUGCCGGCGGUGGAUUGGAGCACUCUGAUUGGGGGCUUUGCGAGGUGGUUUUUCGGUCUGGCGCCGCCUCCCCCCGGGGCCGGCGUGCGCUCCCAGCAGCCCGUGGUGCCCUGCGCCCCCCCGUCCCCGUCACUGCACACCCGAGCCCAUGCCCAGGGAGGAGGCGCGGUGCGUCCGCCAGGAGCCAUGUGCCUCCCUCACACCAACAACAUGGACAGCAAGCUACAGGGGGCGGGCACAGGGGGAGGGGCUUCACUACGACCACGAGCAGGAGGCGUUCCACUGGAGCCUUUUAUACACCAGGUGGGCGGUCACACCAGUAUGAUGCGUUAUGAUGACCACACGGUGUGUAAGCCUCUCAUCAGCAGAGAGCAGCGCUUCUACGAGUCCCUGCCUCCUGAGAUGAAAGAGUUCACUCCAGAGUAUAAAGGUGUGGUGCUGGUGUGCUUUGAAGGUGACUCUGACGGUUACAUCAACCUGGUGGCCUACCCCUAUGUGGAGAGCAACAUGGAGGGAGGAGCCGGCGAGCAUGAGGAGCGUGACCCCCCAGAGAGGGAGCAGCCGAGGAGGAAACACUCCCGCCGCAGCCUGCAUCGCUCCUCAUCCACCUCUGAACACAAGGAGGAGCGGCCCGAUCGGAGGGAGGCGCACGACACAGAGACCUCGGAUAAUCUGGCAGAGCUGAAGAGCCCGAGACUCGACCCAAAGGUCCUCUCAGAUGUUCCCUUUCAGAUGCUGGACUGGAACAGCGGUUUGACGUCAGAGAAGAUCAGCCACAAUCCCUGGAGCCUUCGCUGCCACAAACAGCAGCUCAGCCGCAUGAGAUCUGAGUCCAAGGACAGAAAGCUCUUCAAGUUCCUGUUGUUAGAGAACGUGGUGCACCACUUCUCUUACCCCUGCAUCCUGGACCUGAAGAUGGGCACCCGACAGCACGGAGACGACGCCUCGGAGGAGAAGGCAGCCAGGCAGAUAAGGAAAUGCGAACAAAGCACCUCAGCGACGCUGGGAGUCAGAGUGUGUGGCAUGCAGGUGUACCAGCUGAACACCGGUCACUACCUGUGCAGGAACAAGUACUACGGCCGCGGCCUGUCGAUCGAAGGCUUCCGCCAGGCCCUCUACCAGUACCUGCACAACGGAAAGGGCUUGAGGCGGGACCUCUUUGAGCCAAUCCUGGAUAAGCUUCGCACCCUGAAAGCGGUGCUGGAGAGGCAGGCAUCCUAUCGCUUCUACUCUUCCUCGCUGCUCAUCAUCUAUGAGGGAAAGGAACCCGAGAGUUCCUCUGUCUGGCAACCGAAGACCUCCGUGUCACCCACAGAGUCCCACUGUGGCCCGGCCCCCGAUGCACCCUGUGAAACGGACAUGAGCCAGAAGCCAGACACAGGAUCCCUGCCCUCUCAGGGGUCUGGACUGAUGGCUCCGGCCUCCCCAUCACCUUCCCCUCAUCCUCCCACACAAGCCCCGCCCCCUAAGUCAGACUGCCACUCCUUCCUCCCACGCCCCCCAUCGCCUCAUCCUCAUCCAGAAUCCACCUCCUCGGCUCCCAGUUUAGGUUCCUUCCCCUCUCCCGCUCCCCUGCCCCAGCAGCCCCCCUUGGUGGACGUUCGCAUGAUCGACUUCGCCCACUCCACCUUCAAGGGUUUCCGCGGCGACACAGCCGUACAUGAUGGGCCAGACAGGGGCUACAUGUUUGGACUGGAGAGCCUUGUCCAGAUCCUGGAAAGCCUGCGGGAGGACAACCUGUAGCUCCAUCACUCACUUCUGUAUCUUUGUGAGGACCUGAGAAGGUUUGUCUCACAGUGCGGACCAGCCUCACACCCAAAGUAUAACUGGUCCUCACAAAGAUAGACACACACACAUAGACAGACACGCAUGCACGCACACACACACACAUAUAUGCACACACACAGCUGGUUGUGAGAUAGUUCAGGUUGUGCUGUCAGUGCAGUUUGUCUAGCCGUGUUUCCAGCAACAAUCGGCUGUAAAUAUGGAACAUGAUUCUCCAGGACAUUGCCGUGCAACUGCAGGGAAGUGGGACAUUGGAGCCAAAAUGGCUGCCAAUUAAAGAUGAUACGGAGAACCAACAGAUACACUCACAGCUUGUGCUUCUAUUCUUGUGAGGACCUUUGACAUAAUGCAUUCCCUGAACGUAACCACAGCUAAAUGACAACCCUGUAGUCGCCAUGCUCAUCUUUAAAGUAACUUUUGUCUUUCUGGGCACCAUUUUAAUCAUUCUGAAAUUACAGGAUGUGGUGGAGCACCUCCUGAGCUUUCUCCUGAUGGAGAGAUUUAAGACAUUCACAAGUUUCUGUCAGCAGGAACAUGUCUCUCAUUUCAGUCAUUCAGGAGGCUAAAAAUAAGUUAAAAGGAAUGAAGUUGUGGAUGAGAUCCACUUUAAAAUACAGGAACGUCUUUCUGGGAAAGAUUCAAAUUACAGAACAGUCCAGUCUGAAUAGAGCUUUGUUUAUUUUACCAUCACUUUCAGAAUGAUGAGUGUGCAUAGUUGGAAGAGGACGGUUUCUCUGUGUUCGCCUAAAAUCUGUAAGUGAACUAGUUUGAAAAACAAAAAAGGGGCAACAGGUAAAACCAGAUCAGAGCGGAGUACUUAAUGUCCUUUGGUACAAAUCUGGAAACUAGAGCAGGAGCAUCAAACUCAUUUUAGUUCGCACAACCCAGUUUGAUCUCACAUUUUUCAAAGCGUGCAUUUACAGCUAAACAAUAAGUCCAAUUUAAACAGUGUGUAUCAGUUUUUCGUCUUUCUUGACAUUACAUUUGCAUUACAGUUUAACAGUAUUUUUUAAACACACAACCUUCAUAUGUAGAGGAUUUUGGAGCUAAACGGCAGUCCAUCCUCUGUGCGGAACAGAUGUUUGACACCCCUGAACACGAGAAACGUUCCUCUUUCCUCCUUUCAGUUUUGAAACUGCCUUCUCACACGUUCUGCACAGUGAAAUAAUAAACCAGUUGCUCUUUAACCAUAACAAAAUGUGAAGGAUGUCCUCACAAAGAUAGAGGGACACACACGCUCACAGACACACAUCCUGGGAACAGUUGUCUUUGGAGCUUUUUGACAGCGUCCCAGGACACAGCGUCCUGUCUGAUUGGUCAAUCAGCUGAAUCCCACAGACCUCCCACUGAACACAUUUUUUCCCUCACUCCCUGACCUCCCAUCACCUUUUUGUCCUCACUCUUUCUCUACAGAAACCAAAUCUAGACAGGUGAACAGAACUCAUGCUCAGAAAAACACCCAAGAAUCUGUGAAAGCAAUAGAUGGCAAACUCCCCCCCAAAUAAAAGAGACAUAGAAGUAGGCUUCAGGGAGAGAGCAUAGAUGCAUUUCAAAAUGUUGUAUGGCCAUUUUUUUGUUUUUCUUUUAAUUUUUGUUUUGUUUUUGUUUUUUUGGAGAUUGAAUCAGGAAAAACACGAGUAGUCGGUGUCCUGUGAAAUCAUCCUCGGGGUUAUUGGAAGCAUAAGUGUCACUUUUCCAAAUCUGGUGUUGGUGAUGCUUGAGCCCCUUUCAGACACGUGUCGCUUUAACAUGAGUGUUCCUCACGGUUUCUUUACAACACUCCCUCUAGAAUGAUGGCGAGAGCUAAAAGUACAACACAAUGUUUACUGCAUCAUAGAAAAACCCAGUAUUGUGAGCAGUGUAAUCGCACUUUGAACUGCCGUCUUCCAUAAGAGCAGCGUCUCUGUGCAUCUGUGAGCACUGCUGAGAAAGCUGUUCCUGGCCCUCUUUAACCUUACUACAUUAUAUAAACUGAGACCUCUACAUGUCAGAGCUGUUUAAGUUAUUCUGUUGAGCGCUAAGAAAGUCACAUACAGGACUUUCGCUCCGUCUGUGAGUGUCUGAAAGGGUGCUUCAGAUCUGUAUUCUUAAUUUAUUAUUGUCAACAAAUGUCAUGAAAAAAAUACCCAAAACACUGAGACACACCUUCCUUAUCCUGUAGAUACUCACAACAGCAGGUGUGUCAAACUCAUUUUAGUUCAUGGGUCACAUAAUGCCCAGUUUGAUCUCAACUGGGGCCAGACUGUUUAGACCAUACAUUUAAGACACUUCUGCAGCCCCCCCCCCCUUUUUUUAAGUGCAAAAGAAGUCAAUUCUGACAACAGAUGAGAUGUUUUAGUGAUUUUUGGUUUUAAAAUUUGAUUUCUUUACACAAAAAAGUUUUAGAGAUUUUAUUUUUUUUAUAAACAAAACAACAUAUUUUUCACUUUCCAGACAUCAUGUCAUCAGAACUCCAGGAGUAGAUGAUUUAUUUAUCGUUUCAAUGGAAAAACAGUAAAAUUGGGGUAGAUUGCGCCUUCUGGCGGGCUUGUUCUGGCCUCUGGGCUGCAUGUUUGACACCCUUGCAGCUACAGCUAGAAAUGAGUCGUCCCCAGCAAGAGCGCUGUUUACACCAGUUACAUUAAUAACAUUUAGAAGAAACUCAAGUGUCUGCACGCUUCCCCUUAAAAACAUAGUAAAUGUGGGAAUAGUAGUAGUUUAGUGGCUAUUCUUGAGCUUCCUCAGAUGAUGGGGUUGCUGAUUCCUUAUUUUAAGAACUUUUCAUUGAUGUUUUAAAUACGAACCUACGACCUUUUGAUUGCCUAAAAUGAUGUCCCCACAGGGUCAAGUCUUGUGUGUAAGGGGUCAAGACUUGAACUUCUACUCAUAACACAUAACACUUAAGAUGGCCUGAACAUGCUAAAGCAAAAUAAAAAACGAAUGCUCAUGGGCUUGGUUGCUCUAAAAAGAGAAACUUCACAAAUCUCGCUAAUUUGUUGACAAUAAUGAAAAAUAAAGAAUAACAACAGCCUAAUUCUUUAAGUUAGGGCUGGGUGGUGUGGCUGAAUAACCAUAUUCAGCAUAUAUUAUACACAGAUGAGUGACAGAUAAAAGGAAAAAUAUGCACACCUACAAGAUCUGGUGAGUGAGAUUUGGUGAGGUUGUCCUUUAAUUUGUCACCCUUCUGUAUUUCAUAACACAGAAAACAGGCAAAAUCACACAGAAGUAUUAAAUUCAUGUUCAUUGAGCUCUUUUUUUUUUUUCAACUUUUAUUUUUGAAGCUUUUAUUCUAUAAAAAAUAUUUUUAUAGAUGAAAACACUGAAUUAUCACCCAGCUCUGUCUCAAAAAUAAUAUAUAUAUAUAUAUAUUCCCUCUGAUUGGGCUACCGAUAGCCAAUUGUAUUUGUCCAUUUAUGUCUCUCCAACUGGUACCUGAGGCUGGGCUUGAUGCAGCACUGCCCCCUGCUGGACAGCCACAGGAACUUAACCCCAGGAGCUGGAAAGAGAGAGAGAGAGAGAGAGAGAGCGCAAAUAUGAAUAUUGUAUUUUUGGUUUAUGAAGGUGAUAAUUUAUUUUUUUAUCCUGCCUUUACCUAAAAUCUGUGGGUACAUGUUCUUGUCUUUUACAUGGCUCCCCCACCCCCUCUCAAUGUAUAAAAGUUUAAAGAAAUUUAGUGACUCUGAGACAUUGUGUGUGUGUGUGUGUGUGUGUGUGUGUGUGUGUGUGUGUGUGUGUGUGUGUGUGAGAGACGUUGGGAGCAUUGUUAACAGUGUUUUUGGAGCCAGCUGAAGUCUGAUUUAUUUACCAGAUUUCAGACUUGAGUCGGCUCGCUGAGCUCCUGAGCUGUUUGUGGGACACUCAGGUGUGUGUGUGUGUGUGUGAGCGUCAGAGCCAUCUUUGGUUUGUUUCACUUCAUGUUAAGGGAGCUGGUGAAGAACUGCAUGCACAUUAACGCCCUCCUGUUUGAGUCUGUUUUCACCACCACAUCAGACCGCCCUCGUUCCAGUCGUCUCUGAGUCUCAAGGGGCGAUGGGUCCACGCGUCCUCUCAGAUCAUGAGAUUUCAUCAUGGAUAUUAGCCUCAGUGAUUGAUCGGACUUGUUUAGCAGCAUUCUCUGCCUCUGCCAUCGUCCUGACUGUUUGUUUAGAACAGUGAAACUAAGUGAGAUUAAAUCUUUCCAGAAGCUUUUGGGCUUGUGUUGUGAUUCUUGAAAGCACAGUCGGGGAGGGGUGGGGGGGCGGUGUGACAGAAUUAAAAGACUCAGUAAAGUAAAGACUCACUCAUGUCAUCCAGUGUCUGAGUUCAGAGUGAACAAUCAAGGAAAAAAAUCACCUCUGGGCAUUUGGGACCAGGAUCCAACUAAACAAACACACUUUAAUGCCCUCCAGUCACAGUUUAUCCACAAUUCAUCCUCUCAAAUCUUAUUUCCUCCGCCUGGACUUGAAAGCAGGGGAGGAAGAGUAAAAAGAAAACAGGGGUUGAGGCAACAGGUGCUUUAAAUAAAUGAGACCCAAAAAAGAAAAACAAUCAAAAGUGGGGAUUUAAUGAAAAGCUUUAGUGGCUGAGUCUGUUGAUAGUCAUGGAAAAUAGAGAAUUGGGCAGGCUGAAAAGCAAUAUUCUGUCUGUCUUACACACAAAAUUGACAAAUUAAAGGAAAAAUCUCCACAACUACAGUAAGGCCUAACACCUUGCUACAACACUUGGAGUUUCCUUUAAUUGUCCUAGUGAAGCGAAUUCCUUACUUUGAAGCUCUUUUUAAAAUUAUGUCAAAUAAUGGUGUUUAGUGCAGCCCAACUACAGUGUGUGAGUGCAACAAUGUUCCUAUAUAACUCUUAUAUUUAGCCCUGCUUUUAAUUAAAUUUGUAAGUAGAAUAAAAUGCAGGGUAAGAGUCCUCCUUUCAUCAUGCUUUGUACAUUCCAACUGUGCCACUACUCUUAUAAACAUGGAGGGUAAAAACACUCCAGCAAAAGAUGCACCUGUGCGUCUUCUGUUGGUGCACUUUAGAAGCUAAAACUUGCUUUAAAAUCAUGUACUUGAGAUAGAUUUUCAGGUCACAGGCAGAAGGGCAGAGCGGGUAAGAAGGCAUGAAAUGGAGAAACGACAGAAACCUUCAAAUUCUGCAAACAUCAGAGACCCUCUCCCC